GGGGCCGGGGUGGUAGCCUGAGCGCGCCCCGCCAGGCGGGGUGGCAACGGCCACGGCCCCGCCCCAACCCUUCCCCCGCGUCCCGGAAGCGCUUCGGCCUGGCGGCCCGGAAGUGGUGGCGGGGGGGCUCGCCGGGGCGGCUCAGGGGGACACCGGCGUUAUGUUUCUAACGGCGGCGGCUUUGGCCAAGAGCAAAUCUAAAUACAUUCUGGUGAGGAUGAAAAGUGCAGCUGAGACAGGCUACUGUUUCAACAUCAGGAGACUCCGACUGCAAGAAAAAUUGGUCCUGCUGAGAUACGAUCCCAUCGCAAAACAACGUGUCCUCUUCACGGAGAAGAGAAAAAUCCGCUCUAUCUGAACAAUGACUGGACUUGAUUUAUGCAUUAGGAGAGGAUGGUUUGGGGGGAGGAUGGGGUGAACGCUGAUUCAGAAAUCAAGCAACAUGGGCUGCAAAGAGAGGAAAUGAACUGGGAUCACCGUCUCCUGUGAUUUGAAGGCCAUUGUGAAUAAAACAAUGUAGAGAGAGAAAAUUCUUAAUGUCUGGACAUAGAUCAUCACAGUAACAUUUAUUUAUCUUUUGAGUUAUUUUUACAGUACUCAAUUAAAAAAAUUAAAUAGCAAA
Molecule: messenger RNA, 622 nt
Organism: Haliaeetus leucocephalus (bald eagle)
Lineage: Eukaryota; Metazoa; Chordata; Aves; Accipitriformes; Accipitridae
Gene: MRPL33
Product: mitochondrial ribosomal protein L33
Exons: 4
Coding region: 161-358 (65 amino acids)
Biological process (GO): translation
Cellular component (GO): mitochondrion; ribosome
Molecular function (GO): structural constituent of ribosome
Source: RefSeq, a predicted model, not a curated record